AUGCCGGGUCCAAGAGGAGACAGAGGGCGCGAAGGACCCCCUGGGAAGAGAGGACCACGAGGAAUAAAGGGAAUGAAAGGUCAACAGGGACUUCUGGGAAUGAAAGGAGAGCAAGGAGCUGUGGGAAUGAGAGGAGAGCGAGGCAUUGCGGGAAUGAAAGGAGAGCGAGGCAUUGCGGGAAUGAAAGGAAGAAAAGGAGACAAAGGAGAGAAAGGAGAAAGCGCCAAAGCAAGUCAAGCAAGUGUAGUACCACAAACCAACUGGAAACAAUGUGUGUGGAAAUCACAGACCGGUACUGAUAACGGGAAGAUUAAGGUAAUUAGAAUAAGAAUCAUAACACACUCCUAAAAAAAAUUUAUUCCUUUCUAAAUUAAAAUAUUAAAAAGACGAACGUCUUCUCUCCCACCCACCGUUUGCCAACACAUUGCAUAAAUGACUGAGUUACAUUACCUUCUACUUUGUUUCUUUUGGACGAGAAAAGGAAACCCAUCAUGCGUGAUAAAAUGAUCCCUGGCCAUAUGGAUAAGGACGACAAAAAUUGAAGCUAAUACAGAGCUUUUAAACAUUAGACGUAAUCUUGACUGGAGUUGUUAGUAUCAAUCAUCACACACGGUUGCUCAUCCUACUACAGUAUGUUUGAUUUGUUUGAUUGUAUUCCAGGACUGUGCGUUUAACAAACUGCAGUCUAAUUCAGCGCUCAGAGUCUCAUUCCAGGGAAACAUGAGGGUCCUGGGUAGUUAUAAGUGUAAUCGCUGGUAUUUCAAGUUCAAUGGAAAUGAAUGCCGUGGACCAAUGACUAUUGAGGCUGUUGUUUUCAACCAUUGGCCAUCUGCUGGGGACCAUUAUCUAAAUCAUCAUCGGUCAUUUGAGGGGUACUGUGAGAACAUUCCACAAGGCGCUGUUAGAGUGGAAUUGUGGGUAGGACGUUGUAAUAGUGGCCACACCUUGGGUGGUGCUUACACCGGGUGGUAUUCAGUGUCCCGGAUAAUGAUUGAAGAAGUAUCUAGGCCCCAGUCCUAA
Messenger RNA from Porites evermanni, 1020 nucleotides. The record is from the annotation of a GenBank genome assembly. Lineage: Eukaryota; Metazoa; Cnidaria; Anthozoa; Scleractinia; Poritidae.